UGUGUGUGUGUGCUGUCGCUUGGUUUCCAGCAGUAGCAGCUGUUAGGGGGUCUGGCUGAGCCAAUAUAACCAACACAACACUGCCUAUUUCUGUAGCAUGCGUUGUUCUAAAGGUCAGAGAAAGAGCAAGAGAGUGAGUCAGAAAAUUUACAGGAGAGAGAGAGAGAAAAAGGAAAAGAGAGGAAAAGAAAUACAGAUCUCGCUUUGACUGUGCAGUAACAGUGAAGUCUGAAAAUUCUUUAGGCAGAACCCGAACACAAAUGGAUAACUCCACAGUGGCCAGUGGGACAGAGGAAAGCAAGAAUAAGAAUGUAGCAGAAGAAUCCCCUGAGGAAGAAAGUGACGCUGGGUGGAACUCUGAGCCAACGAGCAUGACCUCUAAAAGUAAAGGAGAAACUAAUGAGGAAAAUGGAGAGGAAGAGCCACAUCCACAUGCAGGAUCCAGUGAAGAAAAGACAGAAGUUACCACAGAGUGUAAUCAUGCCCAAGACACUGAAGGAGAAAAGGAUUUAAACAAAGACAGAGAGGAAGAGACUUUGACAGAGGAAGAGAAAAAAGAGUGUGGCAGCAGAAAAGAUACUCAUAUAGAGAGGGGCAAGAGUACACAUAAAGAUGAGUCAAAAAAAGAGAAAGAAGUCACAGAAACAGGAGACAACAAACUUGCUGAAGAAGAAGAAGGAAAGACUAAAGCUAAAAGCGACUCAGUAAAAGAGCAACCAUGUGAGAAAGAUAAAAACAUGAAAGAAGAUGAAAAAGAGAAUGAGAAAGACAAAGCCUCAAAAUGUUCAGUUCAAGAGACAGCAGAUCAGAAAACCAAGGCCAAAGAAAAAGAAGAAAUCAAAGAUAAACCAGAAAAGGUGAAAAGCAAAGGUGGGGCCACUCCGUCUUCCUCCAGUCUUCGAGCACUGGCUUCUUCACGGCCGAGGAGUGCCCGACCUUCAGCCCGAAGGGAAGCCAUGGCAAAGUUUCAACAGGAUCAGACUCCGGUGGUCCGCAACUUUAAGGUCCAGAAAAUGUCUGUGGGCGUGUCUGGUGGGGCAUCGAUCAAACAGAAAAUACUCCAAUGGUGUAGCAACAAAACACGAGACUAUGAGGGUGUUUCGAUCGAGAACUUCUCAUCCUCCUGGAGCGAUGGCCUGGCUUUCUGUGCACUUGUUCACCGAUUCUUCCCUACUGCGUUUGACUUCUCCACACUUAAAGCCAGUGAGCGAGAAAAGAACUUCACCCUGGCCUUCAGCACUGCAGAAACUCUGGCUGACUGCUGCCCCCUCCUGGACGUAUCAGAUAUGUUACUCAUGGGAAAGAAGCCAGACCCUUUUAGUGUAUUCACCUAUGUCCAGUCCCUCUGCCAGCACCUCUCUAAAAUAGAGCGAGAGAGGAAAGAGCGAGAGAAGGCUGACGAUGCCAAGAAUAAGGGUGAAACUGAUGAACAAGGUGAAACAGAAGGACAGGAACCAAGUGAAGACAGACAGCAGGUGAAAAGAACAGGAGAGGAGCAGGAGGAGGAGAAAGCAGAAGGAGAAGGAGAGGGGGAUCCCGCUGAAGGGAAAGUUGGACCUGAACAAGAAGAAGAAGGACCAAAGAUGGAAACAGAUCAAAAUGACAAUGUGGUAAUCAGUGAGAAGUAAGACUUAGUAAAUCUAGUAAAUGAGCUACUGCCAGACAAAGCAUGUGAGGAAGAUAGAGUGGGGUAAGAACCAGAGGCACAAGUCACAAGAACUAAAGAUGAUUAGAUUGUUAUUAUUAAUAAUAUAGCUAUAAUAAUGUGGGUUAAGUCCCUUCAAUAUUAUAAAAAACAGUAUUACUAAUGUCAGCUACACUGAAAUAGAUACAGCAAAUAUACAGUUUUAACUAUAAUAGCUGUAAUAAAAUUGAUACAGUAUUAAUAAUAUAUACAGUAAUAAUAUUAUACAAUGCUUUAAAAAAUAUAGUGAUAUUUAUGUUGUGUGUUUUUGCCAAGAUUGUUUUUGUUACUAUUAUAAGCUACACAAAUUACUGAAUAGUCUUUAAUAUAUGUUAUGCUAUUUUAUUAUUCUCUCACUGAAUUAUUAUUAUUAAAUAAUUGAAUGUGAUUGUAUGGCACAGGAACUACUGUUGAUUUGUAUGCUGACUGUUGUUAAGUGUUUGGAAAAUAUGUAAAAAAAUAAAUACAAAUACAUCAA
Astyanax mexicanus (Mexican tetra) is the source of this 2162-nucleotide messenger RNA. It is a transcript of the gene smtnl1, whose product is annotated as smoothelin-like 1. Bases 261 to 1628 code for a protein of 455 amino acids. The record is from RefSeq and is a predicted model, not a curated record. Gene Ontology annotation, biological process: actin cytoskeleton organization. Gene Ontology annotation, molecular function: protein binding. Gene Ontology annotation, cellular component: filamentous actin; microtubule organizing center. NCBI's taxonomy places the organism in Eukaryota, Metazoa, Chordata, Actinopteri, Characiformes, Acestrorhamphidae. The transcript has 5 exons.